CGGUCUAUUACUUUGACUAGCAGCCCCAGUUAAUCAACCUCAGGCAGAUGGAUGAAAACAUUUUUUUAAAAUAGCGCGAAAUUUUCAGGAUUUACGACCCAAGAUCACUUUAUAUUGUCAUCUUUUUGUAAAGUUUGUUGGCCGAAAGCAAGUCCUAGCUAACGUUAUGUCUACAAAGAAACUGGCCAAAGAGCUUGGAUUAAUAAGGCAGAGGAGUCAGUCCUCUAAUGGGUCAAAGAAAUCACUGUUAUCAAAUCAAACAUUUUCCUACCUGAUUGUGAUUGAUUUUGAGUCAACAUGCUGGAGAGAGAAAAACAACUAUGGCCAGGAAAUUAUUGAGUUUCCUGCUGUUCUGCUGAAUACAUCUACAGGGAAAGUUGAGUCUGAGUUUCAUACCUAUGUUCAACCCCAAGAGCAUCCCAUUCUGUCAGAGUUCUGCACCGAGUUGACAGGGAUUACACAGAUGCAAGUUGAGGCAGGGAUCCCCCUUCAGAUCUGUCUUUCGCGGUUCAGCCGCUGGCUCCAAAGCCUGCAGCUCGAGAAAGGUGUGGUCUUUCCCAACAGACAACAGAAAUCUUCUACAGCUUCAACUUCUCCAAAGCUGUGUACUUUCCUCACAUGGUCAGACUGGGAUCUCGGAGUUUGUUUGCAGUACGAAUGUAAACGAAAGCAGCUCCAUAAACCUGAGGUGCUCAAUAGCUGGAUAGACCUGAGAAGCACCUACAGGCAUUUUUACGACAGAAAGCCCAAAGGCCUUAAUGGGGCUCUACAGGAUCUGGGAAUACAGUUUUCAGGGAGAGAACAUUCUGGUUUAGAUGACUCCAGAAAUACAGCUCAGUUGGCAGCGAGGAUGAUGAGGGAUGGGUGUGUGAUGAAGAUCACUAAGAGCCUAGAGAGGGUGCCCUCAGUGGUUAAACCCAUGUUUGGAUACACAACUGCAGACAGCAAAAAAGAAAACUCCAACACCAAUAAAGAAGAAAACACAUCUACCUCAAACAAACCCUCAUCAUCCAAGAUUCCUCGCAAAUCAUGUCAGAUAAAAUCUAGUUCAGGCAACAUUUCAAGGGAUUUGGACACAAAGGAGAACUCUGAUCAAAUGUGUCAGAGCCUGAUCGCACCAAAAACACUGCUGAAUGGUAUAACUAAGCCACUAUGGGGAUGCAGCAGGAGGUCAGUUACAGCAGAGGCUGUUGCUAAUAUUUCUUCUUCAGUUCUGAUAAAUUGUCCUUCACCUCACAACAAAAGCAGCCUUGUUCUGUGUUCUACCAAUGUGGGCUGCCUUUCAAAUCUGCCUCAGCCAAAGCAGCCCUCCGAAACAGAAGCAACAGCUGCACAUGUGGAAGAAGAGGAACUUUUAGUGGAAACAGAGGACAGGUGUGGUUCAUAUGAUGAUGUGGUGUUGGAGGGGGAUGAUGCUGUCAUCAGUGAAACGGAGGGAGAAUUUCAUGUUGAUUAUGUGUCAGAUUUUGGCAGAGGAUGCCAUAUGUGGGAAGAGUCUGAUGAUGCACAUGGUUCAGCAGGCGGUCAGGUCACAUUAGGGACCGCAAUUAGAGAAACAGUGAGUGUUGCAAGCAGCUUUAAGAUAACCAGUAAGUCAUCAAGGAUGUCUUUACCCACAAAGAAGAUUAAUGUGUCUAAAAUCAGACAGUAUUCAACUUUCUCAGAGCCCGAUUCUUAUUUUGCUGUGCCUGAAAGUGUGGCUCAGGACAAGUCAAAUCAGCAGAAAAGGGGACUUGGAACUUCUCUACAAGUACAAGAAAAGUCCAGUGGCUCUCAUGAAAUCUCUAAAACAAUCACACCGUCUCUAUUCAGGCACAAACCCUUCAUUCCAAAAAACACCUCCACCCCUUUUACCUCAUUUGUCAUGCCCAAAGCAGUCGUCACUCAACACACAAAGCCAAAACAGACUGCAAAACCUUCCUUCUCUAUCUACACUGACCCAGCAAAACCCUCCUGUCCCUCCUCAUUUAGCUCUAAGAAUGUCCUCUCCUCUCUGUCAACCAACACACUCUCCUCAAAUCCAAAUCGUUCUUCCAUCUCUGCAACGAUGAAAGGAGCACAGAGGAUCACGUCCCCACUGUGUGGGUGUGGGCGUCGUGCAAAGCGCCAGGUCGUAUCCAACGGUGGUCCGAAUCAUGGACGAGGCUUUUUCUGCUGCCCAGUCCGCCGGUCAGGCAGCGGAGGCAGGAUCCAGAAGGGCUGCGAGUUCUUUAAGUGGGAGUCAGCUCUGAUAAAGAGCAGUUCAGUGGUUGCUCCUGCUGUCGGGUCUUCUGUCUCACUCCGUCAGUUUAACUCGACUCUGAGCAGUCGUCCACCCCAGAGGUCAGUUCUGAGAAAGAGCUAUUAACUGGCUGGAGAAAUGGCUGACAGUGGACCUCAGUCAACAGCUCAAUAGAUACAAGGGAGCUCUCUUUUUUAUACUACACAGCAGUGCAAAUCAAAGCUGUGAUUUUUACUGAAUGUUCCAUUUAAUUUAUUGAAUGUAGUUUGGACAAUUAAUUCUUGAAGUCAAAAUGCACUCAAAAAUAUUUUCUGUAAUUGCCAUAAUUAUUAAGUGAAUAUUUCAGAAAAUAUUGUUUGUAGUCAUUUUUAGGACAUAAAACUGUAAUAAUGAACAUGAAUGAAUAAUGAUCAUUAACUAAUUAAAUUUCAAUGUUAGUGAUGCUGCUUUUUAUUUAGAAAAUAAAAUCCACUCAAUAAUGUAGACUAAAAAUAAUGUUUUUAUGUCUUGUACCAUAAUUAUAUUAUAUUUUGGAAAUGUGCUUUGGAGAUCAAAUGAAACAUUGAAUAAAAUUAAAAAAUUGAUGAUAAAAAGUUCUGUUAUGCUGGUUUUGCACAUUACCAUACCACUACCUUUUUCACUACCCUCAUUUUAGUCUCUGUAGCUAUACAGUAUGUAUAUAAGUGACUAUUUUUUUCUUGUAUUUCAAUUUAUUCUAUUCUAAUUUAAAUAUGCGUACCCUAUAUAUGUUUCAUUGUUGUGUAGUAUGAAGGGGCUACAACUUAACAACUGUAAAAUGACAAAUUAAAUUAGUAAAAUGGCAUAUAAAUACUGUAUUAUUAGUAAAGGUCCUGUUUUCAAAAUCUAAGUUAAGUAAAAGUAUUAGCAUCCAA
Messenger RNA from Centropristis striata (black sea bass), 3114 nucleotides. It is a transcript of the gene eri2, whose product is annotated as ERI1 exoribonuclease family member 2. Gene Ontology annotation, molecular function: 3'-5'-RNA exonuclease activity; zinc ion binding; nucleic acid binding. NCBI's taxonomy places the organism in Eukaryota, Metazoa, Chordata, Actinopteri, Perciformes, Serranidae. The record is from RefSeq and is a predicted model, not a curated record. Gene Ontology annotation, biological process: exonucleolytic trimming to generate mature 3'-end of 5.8S rRNA from tricistronic rRNA transcript (SSU-rRNA, 5.8S rRNA, LSU-rRNA). The coding region runs from base 167 to 2347 and encodes 726 amino acids. The transcript is spliced from 9 exons.